Apodemus sylvaticus (European woodmouse) is the source of this 2752-nucleotide messenger RNA. RefSeq names its product zinc finger and BTB domain containing 17 (gene Zbtb17). Bases 252 to 2651 code for a protein of 799 amino acids. Lineage: Eukaryota; Metazoa; Chordata; Mammalia; Rodentia; Muridae. Gene Ontology annotation, cellular component: nucleus. Gene Ontology annotation, biological process: regulation of transcription by RNA polymerase II. Gene Ontology annotation, molecular function: protein binding; RNA polymerase II cis-regulatory region sequence-specific DNA binding; DNA-binding transcription factor activity. The transcript is spliced from 16 exons. The record is from RefSeq and is a predicted model, not a curated record.
CGCCGCGCCAGCGACGGAAGUCCCAGCCGGGAAGCCAGCGAGGUCGGUUCCGCCCGGCUCUAACAUGGCGGCGCCCUUUGUCUGCUGUGAAGCGCUGCCCCCGGCCUUCUCGCGGCCGUGAUGCACCUCCAUCCGCGGUGGGGUUCGGGACAUGGCAGGUGAUGAGCUGGAGGAGGGGAGCCGAGCUGGAGUUCCUACAGGCACGCUGUCUGAGAAGAGAGCCCUCCCUCGGCUUUUUGGAGAUCUGAGCCAUGGAUUUCCCCCAGCACAGCCAGCGAGUCUUGGAGCAGCUGAACCAGCAGCGGCAACUGGGGCUCCUCUGCGACUGCACCUUUGUGGUGGACGGCGUUGACUUCAAGGCGCACAAGGCGGUGCUGGCGGCCUGCAGCGAGUACUUCAAGAUGCUCUUUGUAGACCAGAAGGACGUGGUGCACCUGGACAUCAGUAAUGCCGCAGGCCUGGGGCAGGUGCUGGAGUUCAUGUACACCGCCAGGCUGAGCCUCAGCCCGGAGAACGUGGACGAUGUUCUGGCCGUGGCCAGCUUCCUCCAGAUGCAGGACAUUAUCACAGCGUGUCACACGCUCAAGUCGCUCGCCGAGCCUGAGCCUGAGCCGAGCAGCGCGGCCGGGGAGAGCACAGGCACCUCGGCUGUGGAAGGAGGAGACAAGAGAGCCAGAGAAGAGAAGGCUGCCGCCGCCAUGCUGAGCAGGCUGGAGCAGGCAAGAAGCAGUUCAUCCCCAGGCCCAGGCCGAGAGCUCAAAGAGGAGCGCGGCGGGCAGGCAGAGAGUGCGGCCAGUGGUGCAGAACAAACGGAGAAGGCAGAUGCCCCCCGGGAGCCUCUGCCUGUGGAGCUCAAGCCGGAGGACCCCACGAGCGGCAUGGCUGCCGCAGAGGCCGAGGCCUUGUCAGAGGGCUCGGAGCAAGAAGUGGAAGUGGAGCCAGCCAGCAAAGGAGAAGAGGGGCAAGAGGAAGAGGGCGCAGGGCCUGCCUCCGUCAAAGAAGAGGGGGUGCAUCUGGAUAACGGGGAGCCUCCUGAGGAGAACGAAGAGUCUGCGGGCACAGACUCUGGGCAGGAGCUUGGCAUGGAGGGCCAGACCCUGCGCUCGGGCACCUACGGGGAUCGCACUGAGUCCAAGGCUUACGGCUCCAUCAUCCACAAGUGCGAGGACUGCGGAAAGGAGUUCACGCACACGGGGAACUUCAAGCGGCACAUCCGCAUCCACACGGGCGAGAAACCUUUCUCAUGCCGGGAGUGCAGCAAGGCUUUCUCGGACCCCGCAGCGUGCAAGGCUCACGAGAAGACACACAGCCCGUUGAAACCCUACGGGUGCGAGGAGUGUGGCAAGAGCUACAGGCUCAUCAGCCUCCUGAACCUGCACAAGAAGAGGCACUCGGGGGAGGCGCGCUACCGCUGCGGGGACUGUGGCAAGCUCUUCACCACCUCAGGCAACCUCAAGCGCCACCAGCUGGUACACAGUGGCCAGAAACCCUACCAGUGCGACUACUGUGGCCGCUCCUUCUCAGACCCCACCUCCAAGAUGCGCCACCUGGAGACCCACGACACCGACAAGGAGCACAAGUGUCCUCACUGCGACAAGAAGUUCAACCAGGUGGGGAACCUGAAGGCCCACUUGAAGAUCCACAUUGCCGACGGCCCUCUCAAGUGCCGGGAGUGCGGGAAGCAGUUCACCACCUCAGGGAACCUCAAGCGGCACCUGCGGAUCCACAGUGGGGAGAAGCCCUACGUGUGCACCCACUGUCAGCGGCAGUUCGCCGACCCAGGCGCGCUGCAGCGGCACGUCCGGAUCCACACGGGUGAGAAGCCGUGCCAGUGCGUGAUAUGUGGCAAGGCCUUCACCCAAGCCAGCUCCCUCAUCGCCCAUGUCCGCCAGCACACGGGGGAGAAGCCGUAUGUCUGCGAACGCUGUGGCAAGAGGUUUGUCCAGUCCAGCCAGUUGGCCAAUCACAUUCGUCACCAUGACAACAUCCGACCACACAAGUGCAGCGUGUGUAGCAAGGCCUUCGUGAAUGUGGGGGACCUGUCCAAGCACAUCAUCAUCCACACUGGAGAGAAGCCUUAUCUGUGUGACAAGUGUGGCCGCGGCUUCAACCGGGUAGACAACCUGCGUUCUCAUGUAAAGACCGUGCAUCAGGGCAAGGCAGGCAUCAAGAUCCUGGAGCCAGACGAGGGCGGUGAGGUCAGCGUGGUCACUGUGGAUGACAUGGUCACCCUGGCCACUGAGGCACUGGCAGCGACGGCGGUCACUCAGCUCACAGUGGUACCGGUGGGGGCCGCAGUGACAGCGGACGAAACGGAAGUGCUCAAAGCUGAGAUCAGCAAAGCUGUCAAGCAAGUGCAGGAAGAAGACCCCAACACUCACAUCCUCUACGCUUGUGACUCCUGCGGGGACAAGUUCCUGGACGCCAAUAGCCUCGCCCAGCACGUCCGGAUCCACACAGCCCAGGCCCUCGUCAUGUUCCAGACGGACGCGGACUUCUACCAGCAGUACGGGCCAGGCAGCACGUGGCCGGCAGGGCAGAUGCUGCAGGCUGGAGAGCUGGUCUUCCGUCCUAGGGAUGGGACUGAGGGCCAGCCCACGCUGGCAGAGACUCCACCCACAGCCCCGGAUUGCCUGCCACCCGCCGAGUGAGCAGGCCGCCUGACUGUUUAUUUAAGGAUGAUGGCACCCUAGGACUCGGAAGGUGCUCCUGCCCCCAUUCCCUAGAGAGAAUAAAGUUGAUUAUUUUCUAA